AUGGAUCCCCAGCUCAAGCUGAUCCUUGACGAAAUCCAUCAGUCCAAGGUCGAAUUCGGGUGCCGGUCUGACGACCACGAGGCACAGUGGGAGCGGCGGUUCUCCGACCUCGACAAGGACCGCAUCGCUCGGGACCAGGCCAUCGACGCCCGGUUCGACCUCCUCGAGGCGGCCUGCGGUGAGUUGCAGCAGCUCCGCGUCGAGCACGACCUCGACGAGCGCGAUGCACGCAUCACCGCCCUGGAGGCUGCCGUGACGGAUCUCGGUCGCUGGCGCCCGGAGAUGGAGGGAGUCGUCGACAACCUAACGCUGAAGGUUCAGAGGAUGUCCAAGCACUACGACCGCGUGGUGUUCGACACUGCGCCGCAACGGGAGCCUGGCGUUUUUCCCUCACCGCCGGCGACGUCCGCUUUCGCCACCGUCGGAUCCUCCUCUACUUCGCCCAGCGGGCACUGCGUUGCUGUGACUCCACAGGAUGUUGGGUCUGGCGUCGUUACGACGUGGACUCAUGUCCCGGCAUCGGGUAUGUCCUCGCCGUCACCUUCUCAUGUCCCGCUUCCUGGUAUUCAACUUCCUCGUCCGCCACCAGUUCCUGAUCCCAAACCACUAAUCCCUCAUCGUCCUCCACUUCCUCAAUUCCAACCGAUCCAUCAGCCUCCCCCAAUUUCCCAGACCCACCCGAUGCCUCCGCCCACACCUAUCAGUCAUCACCCCACCCCCUUGCACAAAUGUUGCAAUACCCCCGAUUCCACCCACAUUGCUGCCAACCUCGGCCGUUUACCCAAGCUUCCCUUUCCCAAGUUUAAUGUCGAUGAACUCAUGUGGCUCAGUGUUGCCGAGAUGUAUCUCGAAGGCCCUGCAGAUCGUUGGUACCAAUCCAUCACCCCCCAGCUUGAGAAUGCCACAUGGGCAACCUUCUGUCAACUUCUUCACGAUCGCUUUGAUCGCGAUCAGCACGAAUUGCUUCUUCGCCAACUCUUCAACAUCUAUCAGAAAACCACUGUCUCUGCCUAUGUUACUGAAUUCUCGGAACUGGUGGAUCAACUCAAGUCCUAUUCCCCAACUAAUGACCCCAUGUAUUUUACUAUGCGGUUCAUUGACGGUCUCAAACCUGACAUCAAAGCCAUCGUGCUUGUCCAACGCCCAAAAACUUUCGAUACUGCCUGCUCUUUGGCCUUGUUGCGGGAAGAGGUGUCUGGGCCCAAGCCGGCACGUGCUGUUGAUUGGUACUCGGCGUAUCAGACUGCCCCCCAAGCACGUGUGCCGUUGCUGCUUCCACCGCCUUCACCACGUGCCGAGAAGCCUGGCACUGUCCCGGUGGUGCCUGCAGCCCGGGCGCCGGCCACCGUUGAUGUCAAGCUCCAAGCCCUCAAGACAUAUCGGCGCGCACUGGGCCUCUGCUACAAGUGCGGCGCCAAGUGGAGCCGCGAUCAUCGAUGUGCGCCUGAAGUCCUGCAAGCAGUGGAUGCUCUUUGGGAUUCCGUCUCCUCUGAUGACUCCUUGGCUGAUUCGUCUACUGAGGACAGCCCAGCGGAGCAACUGAUGUCGGCGUUGUCCAAAUCUGCAAGUUCUGGGAUUCCUGCAUCGUGUACUGUCCAACUGAUCGGUACCAUUCACCAAGUGCCUGUGCAGAUUUUGAUUGACUCUGGCAGUUCUUCCUCGUUUGUUAAUCAGUCCUUGUUGUCUCAGUUGCCUGAUGUUCAGUUGCUCUCAGCGCCAAGCUCAGUUCAGGUCGCCGGCGGAGGCCGAUUGGUCAGCCAGUCUGUUCUUGUUGAUGUACCGUGGACAGUGGAUGGCUGCACAUUCAGAUCCAACUUUAGGACUCUGCCUUUGGCCAAUUUUGAUGUUAUCAUUGGUAUGGACUGGCUUGAAGAACAUAGUCCGAUGCAAGUUGAUUGGCGGCGCAAAUGGUUGGCCGUGCCCCAUGAUGGUCAGGUCCGGAUUCUUCAGGGUUUGUCUCCGGCUCUUCCUCAGCACGAGUUGAUCACCAAGCUGACAGUCGCUCCAACCUCCUGUCCUCCAUUUUCUCUGUCUAAAGGAGUUCUCCGGCACAAGAAUCGUAUUUGGUUGGGCUCCAGUCACACAUUGCAGCGACAGGUGCUCCAGGAGUUCCAUUCCAGCCCUGUGGGAGGACACUCUGGUGCCCUAGUCACUUAUCAACGCAUCAAGCGUCUAUUCUAUUGA
This is a messenger RNA of Miscanthus lutarioriparius, 2184 nucleotides long. The record is from the annotation of a GenBank genome assembly. NCBI's taxonomy places the organism in Eukaryota, Viridiplantae, Streptophyta, Magnoliopsida, Poales, Poaceae.